AUGGCCGGGAGCAGUGAAGCGGCGCCAGGCCACGGGCGAGGCGUAGUGAUUAUGGACGAUUGGCCAGGGUAUGACUUGAAUUUAUUUACAUACCCACAGCACUAUUAUGGAGAUUUGGAAUAUGUCCUCAUACCUCAUGGCAUCAUUGUGGAUCGAUGGAUUCCUUGCAGUGGAAUUCUGAGUUUUAUGGAUAUUAUUGAAGAUGUAGGAUGCUGUGAACCUAGGAUCGUGUGUGUGCUUAAAGGAGGUUACAGGUUUUGUGCGGAUCUUAUAGAACACAGUCAAAGUUCAGAUAGCUAUGUCUCUAUGAAGGUUGAUUUCAUCAGACUAAAACGUUACAGGAACGACCAGUUCAUGGGCGAGAUGCAGAUGAUUGGAGGCUAUGGUCUUUCAAUACUGGCAGGAAAGAAUGUCCUCAUUGUUGAGGAUGUUUUUGGAAUGGGAACCGUGAAAGCGCUGCUCGGUAGCAUAGAAAAACACAAGCCCAACAUGAUUCAGGUGGCCAGUUUGUUGGUGAAGAGGACACCUAGAAGUUGUGGCUUUAGACCUGACUAUACUGGAUUUGAGAUUCCAAACUUAUUUGUGGUGGGUUAUGCCUUAGAUUACAAUGAAUACCUCAGAGAUCUGAAU
Molecule: messenger RNA, 630 nt
Organism: Myotis lucifugus (little brown bat)
Lineage: Eukaryota; Metazoa; Chordata; Mammalia; Chiroptera; Vespertilionidae
Gene: PRTFDC1
Product: phosphoribosyl transferase domain containing 1
Source: RefSeq, a predicted model, not a curated record